Molecule: messenger RNA, 1083 nt
Organism: Penicillium samsonianum
Lineage: Eukaryota; Fungi; Ascomycota; Eurotiomycetes; Eurotiales; Aspergillaceae
Exons: 2
Coding region: 1-1083 (360 amino acids)
Source: RefSeq, a predicted model, not a curated record
AUGGAAGAAACCUUUGAUCUCGAAGACUUCGAGUCAAACUACAGAGACUGGGAAACAGCCCUGUAUCUGGCACUUGCUGCCAACAAUCGUUACUAUGCCCGUAUGAUCUCUCAUGGUAUCGAUCAACCACUUCCUCCAUGUUUCGCUGAUAACUCUCCUAGAGAAGCAAAAGCCCUUAUCAUUGAGGAUGGCACACCAGAAAGUCAGAUCACUCCCGCUGACAUUCGCGCUCGUGUGAAGGAAAUCACUGAAGAAAACAAAGCUCUUCGGAAGAACUACAAUACCAAUUGUAUAAAAUGGCAGACUAUCAACAACAGAGCCUGCCUUCAAAUCAGAAAGACCCUCGGCGUCGAGGCCACCUCUCUGAUCUCUCAAACUACCGAUGCCCGUGAAGCUUUCAAGAAGCUUCGCAAGACAUACAUGGUGUCCUCUCACCAGCAGAGCUAUGCUCGCUAUAACAAAUUUGUGGAUAUGCGCUUCAAGAACGGAACCGCUUCCGAUUUUAUACGCAAAUUCCAAGAAGCACACCGAGACCUCGUUGCAACUACUGGCUCUAUGACUCCAGUCAUGGAACUAUGUCAAUUCAAGAAAGCAAUUGCUGAAAACGCUCGCUGUCACGCCUUUCUACAAAAUCUCAAAGUUAAUGAGAAAGAUCCUCACUUAAUGGAAAGAGUCUAUGUUGAAUUCGUUAAAGCAAAGACUAACAACCGCUCCAUCAACCCGACCCUCCCUACAUCUGCCAAUGCCACUUCCACCAACCAAGCUUCAUCAUCUAAUAAUGACAAGAAGAAGGACAAGAAGGGUGGAACUCAACCCAAUUCAAACAAUAAGGACAAGGACAAGGAGAAGUCCAAGAAGAAGACAGACUUCGUCCGAGAAGAGAAUGUUAUUUUCUGCUCCCACCAUAAAUCCAUAGGAAACCACUUCUCGUCAAAGUGUCCUUUGAAACCUAAAGGCUCUGCUAAUACAACCACAAUACAGCAGCCACAACCUCAAAUUCAACAAGUCCCUAUCCCUAUCCCCGGCCAGAUUAUUGGCCAUAUAGACAGCAGUGGUCGUAUCAUUUCAAGCCAACCACAAUAG